AAGGUGCUAAUCUUCUGUCAAAAGAAGAUUGUAAAAAGAUUAUCAAUUGAAAAGUUUAUUAUAAAAGUAUUAUUAUAAACGAGGAGAUUUAUAGUCGAUAGUAAAUUAUUCUAAUAAUUUCGAAUAAACUUAACACGUAUAGAAGACCCAAUCAACGUAUUGCCCUUCUUACGCUAUCGCAUCAACAUUGUCCUUUAGUUCCCUGACUUCCACGUACUAUGUGUCUAAAAUAUGUGUGCAUAUGUACAUAUGAAUAUAGUUCGAAAUAAGUAUUUAACGAUUUUUAGGUUCUUUGUUACUUAUUAAAGGAUGGAAACAGUGCGAUCUUGUGGUUGCAAGGGAAUAAGAUCUUGUCUUCUCUGCGAAACUGAACAUAAGAUUGUGAAACCCAAUCUUAAGACACAUUUUGAGGUUAUGUCCCAAAAGUUUGUCUUUUUUACAAAUAAGUUUUGUAUUAUGUUAUAUACUUGGACAAUUAAUUUAUUUGGUUAUGUAUAUUGUCCAAAUUGUGACAAAUCGUGGCCUGGUUGGGAUGCUGAUCUUUACAAAAAUCAUCCGUAUCAUCGAGGAACUGCCAUAGAAUUUCCUGGUGUAUAUAUAAAGCUAGAUUUUCUAAAUCCUUGGGAAGUUAAUUCAUUGAAGAACGCGCUUGAAAAAAUACCUUGGGAAGUUUCUCAGAGUGGAAGAAGGAAACAGAAUUUUGGUCCAAAAUGCAACUUCAAGAAAAGAAAGCUUCGGUUGGGUUCCUUUGAUGGUUUUCCAAAGUCUACUCAAUUUGUGCAACAAAAAUUUUGCCAAGUACCCUUGCUUAAUAAUUUCCAAACGAUAGAACAAUGUACUUUAGAGUAUGAUCCACUACGAGGAGCUUCGAUAGAUCCACAUAUCGAUGACUGCUGGAUUUGGGGUGAAAGAAUAGUUACUGUGAAUGUCAUGGGUAACUCAGUUUUAACAAUGAGUCCUUACCAUGGUCCAGAUACGAAAUAUAAUUUAGAAAGCGUUGCAGAGUAUUCCACUAUACUCGAAGGCUUCGAAUUUGAUACAAAUGAUAAAAAUGAAAGUAAUAAAGAUAUCGUUGUAAGGCUCCCAAUGCCAGAGGGAUCGCUUAUGAUUCUUUAUGAUAGUGCAAGGUACAAAUGGGAACAUUGUGUUUUAAGAGAAGAUAUAACUUCUAAGCGAAUUUGUUUGGCUUAUCGCGAAUUAACUCCUCCAUAUUUAUGCACCUCAACAAAUAAUGAAAUAGUCAAAGAACUCUUAAAGAGAGCUUCGGUCUUUCAAUGAAGUGUGACUAAGCUUUGAAAAUAAUUUAUUCCAACAAACUACAGUUUUAUAGAAACGUAAUAAUAAAUGAAAUUAGAUAUCUAUUAUUAGAUAUUUAAUUUUUAAAAGAAACUGACGAGAAGAAAUAUCAAAAUUUAGAGCAAUAUAUAAAAAUCGAUCUUAAUUAACAAGAAUUGAAGAAGGGAAUAUAAAAAAUAAUUUUCUUUAGAAAAUAAAGAUAUUGACUUUUAGAACUUCAAGAAAUUGAAAGAUACUAUUUUAAUAUAAAUAAAAUUAUUUCAUAUUAAGAAUGCAUAACAAAAGUAGAGAAUUCUAUGAAUUCUUUAAAGGUUCAGAGGACAUGUAAACAACAGGAAAAGUGGUAAAGGGAUCUGAUUUUCCCAAUGGUUGGUAACCAUUAACUAAACUCUCUCUUAAUUCCCAUCGACGUCUCUCCCUUUCUGUUUUUUGUCUCCUAAUCGCUCGGCCUAGCAUACAGGCGAACAUUAUUCCAGUUAACUAAAAAUAAAUUAGAAUGUAUGAAAUGCUUGAUUAAAACCGAAGAAUUACAUUUUUAUUGAUAUGCCAACUAAUUUAAAUUUAUUUUAGAUUUGUUACAAUAUCAAACAGUAAUAAAGUAUAUCUUAAAUUAUAUGUCAAAUUAGGAAUAAACAUAAUAAAUACUAACCUGAAUAAGAGCAAUGGCUACAGCUCCAGUACCAAUAUAAAGAGCACUCCUGUGAAUGAUAAUUGAAAGACGUUCGAUACAUCCAGUUACAUAAAUAGCUUUAUUAAUAUCUGUGGAAGGACAAGAUAAAGGAAUAGUCAUUCCUUGUUCUUCCCAAUCUUCGUAUCCAUUGUAUCCGCAACAAUAGAGCUGUUGAAUAAUAUAUUCUAUUAUGUAAACAACAUUUGUUAAAUGUUUAACAAAUCAGUAAUUUUGACAGAUGAUAAUUAUGUAAUGUAGAAAAAGAACAGUAUUAGAAAUAUCUUUGAAAUAUUCUGUUUUAAUUUUACAAAAUACGUGACGAGAUUGAUUUAGUCUCUGCUCGUGCAAAUAAUUAGAAAUAUCUAUAUAUAUAUAUAUAUAUAUAUAUAAAUUAGUUGUCUUUAUAUAUGUUAUAUGUAUCCUAGAAAUAGAAAUAUUACUUUUGAUUGUAGAAAAUCAAUGGCACUCCUAGCUUCGCCACUGUUUUCAUAUUGAUGCAUGGUCGCAUUAAUUUUGUCAGCAAGAAGAUCUUUUAUUCCAUCUUGAAGGGUAUAAGCUGCAAUCCCAGCGAUCAAUUCCAAGACAAGAACUAAUGAAAGCGAUACUGCGAACUAUCCAAUUAUAGUAAUAUAUUUUUAUUAUUUGUUACAUAUUAAAUGAGAAAUAAACAAAUUAGUAUUAGAUAAAUAAAUUUAAUAACGCAUAAAAUUGUUCGAGCAAAGUCGAAAUAUAUAAAACAGAAAGAGAGAGAUAACAUAAAAUUUGUCAAAUUUUAAUACACAAUACCUUCACAUAAUACAGAAAAAAAAAAUAUUAGGAUGCUCACCACUAGAACCAUGCAGGUGCUCUCUCUAAGAGCUCCGCAACAACCCAGGAAAGCUAUUAUAAAAACAAAUAUCCCAACAACGAUUAAGAGGGUUGCUGGAGAAAAAUAG
Messenger RNA from Bombus terrestris (buff-tailed bumblebee), 2901 nucleotides. Its product is annotated as alpha-ketoglutarate-dependent dioxygenase alkB homolog 4. Bases 310 to 1278 code for a protein of 322 amino acids. NCBI's taxonomy places the organism in Eukaryota, Metazoa, Arthropoda, Insecta, Hymenoptera, Apidae. The record is from RefSeq and is a predicted model, not a curated record. Gene Ontology annotation, biological process: oxidative demethylation. Gene Ontology annotation, molecular function: oxidoreductase activity; demethylase activity. The transcript has 6 exons.